Messenger RNA from Geodia barretti, 1132 nucleotides. NCBI's taxonomy places the organism in Eukaryota, Metazoa, Porifera, Demospongiae, Tetractinellida, Geodiidae. The record is from the annotation of a GenBank genome assembly.
GGACAAACGGCACAUGGUCUGGUUCAAAGCUUAGAAGGCAAGGAUUUUUCGCCACCUCGCCUCUCUUCCCUCCUUCUGCAACUGGCCAUGGUGUUCUUUCCUCCGCCAUCUCUGGACAACGAGUGGGAUUCUGAAGAGGAGGACGGCAUAGCCGACCAACAUCCGCUGGACGUCUGCUGUGUUCCAGUCAACUCGUUUCAGUUGGUGGUCAGCUCUCUGCCGGGCAGGAGAUGUGCAGGGAUUAGACGGAGCCUGGUGGCUGACAUUGGGACUUUGAGGAAGGCAGGUGUCCAAGACGUGUUUGUACUCUGCACCGAGGCCGAGCUGCGAAGGUGUCACGUGCCCACCCUCCCAGUGGACUACCUGGAGCAUGGCCUGGUGCCCCACCACCAUCCUCUGGAUGACGACCACCUCUCUCUCUCCCUCACUCUCCCUCUCCUCCAGGAACUACACUCCGUCCUCCUGGCCGGCAGACAAACGGCCAUACAUUGUACAGAUGGUCUGGGGCACUCGUGUCUCAUGGUAGUACUGCUAGCCAUGUUACUGGACUCUGACCUCCCUCCCAUGGUGGCCAUGGAGAUUGUACAGAGAGCUAGAGGACCAGCUGCCAUUCAGACCAUCAAGCAAUACAACUUUGCCAUGGACUUCCGUAAGAACCUCUCCGAGUGUGACGCCAGCUCAUCACCGGGGAACCCCUCCUCGUCUCACCUCAAUCUACCGUCUUCCGCCCUCCCUGUCUCCUCCUCUGCCUCAACAGCUGCAGUCUUCUCCUAGCUUUCUCAGCCAAAAUUCAUUGACUUUUUUGUUUUUUUGUGCUCAUUUCCUCCUCUUUUGCACAUUAUGUAUCACAUUUGGAGGUACAAUAGGGCAAAAUAUGGUACAUUCAAUUUCACUAUGUAUUCAUAUAUAUAUAGGUGUGUAUAGCUUCAUGCAACAUCCUUUUCUGAUGUACAUGCACAUGGGAAAUGUUUCUUCCUAUUAUGACUGUUUUUUUGUCAAAACAAACCUAUAAUUAUAUGUAUAAUGUGUGCAAUAAUCCACAUGUAGGUGUGUCUGGUUUCAUGCAACAUCCUUUUCUGACGUAUAUACAUGUGCAUAUAAAAUUAAUGACCAUUUUUGCAGUACAACAAAC